UAACGGAACAAAUAUUUUGGGUUGUGGAGGGGGACAAACACAUUUGGAGUUUUGGAGCACAUUGUUCUGUUUACAAUGUAAUUUAACAAGUUAUGAGAAUUUUAUGCAGUUUAAUAUUUUUGUGGACUGCGAGAUUUUUUUUACAAAAAUAAUAACUCGUAAAAAUUAUUGAGACUCUAGUUCUGCAUUUCUUGGUGUUUGUAAAAUUCCAAUAUCUUGAUGUAUCAAUAUUGUAAAAAAUACUGAAAAAUAGAAUCUACCAUUCUAUCUAUCAAACUAUAAAUCAAUUGUACAUUUAUUAUGAAUACGCCAAUAUUAACGAAGAAGCAGCAGAGACAGAGCUUAUCGGCUAAAAAAGGACCUGUCAAAGGUUUACGGAAUAUCUUGGCACAGCCUGCUGAGAAUUUCUGGCCAACUGUAAACAUAGAUGAGCACCCAACAUUGGUAACUCUAAUGGAUGAAUUAUUUUCCUUAAUAAAACAGCCAAGAUAUAAAAUUCCUGGAUUUAUGCUUAGACAUAUACCGAAGGAAAGACGUAUAUUGGUUGUAAAAGAAGCAUUAGAGAAAGAGAGCAGCAAGUUUGACAGAAGUAUAUUGAAGUCUGUAAUCUUGGGUAUUAAUGCAAUUACUCGAGCUUUAGAAAAGAACAAUGUAUGCUGUGUUUUAUUAGAUGCCAAUGUUGAACCACUUCUCAUUAAGCAUGUUGUUAUCAUGGCUCAGAAUAAAAUACCUGUUCUUCUGUUGCCUGUUUUGAAAACAGUCUCAUUGCAAAAGAUUGGAUUUGCCACGGCAGCUUUCGCUUUGAAGAAUGAUGUAAUGCAAUCUUCAGAAAAUGUAUUCCAUGCAUUAUAUAAAUUGGUGGCAGAAAUUUUUAAGAACAUAGAGUCACCGAAAUGUUUGCUUCAACUUUUUAAACUUGAUGAAGCAUCUAAGAAAAGUGCAACAUGCAAAGCAGAGAGUGCAAACAAGGAUAGUGGUCCAACUACUUCCAAAUCAGCGAGAUCUGUUAAUAUAUUUACAGAUGUGUAUAAAUAUAGAUCUUCUCGAAAAGAAAGAGCUUUUAUACUUCCGACUGUCAAAAAAAGUCCUCAAGUCUCUCAAACACAAUCGGAUGAAUUUAUAGCUCUAAGCAAUGAUCCUGAUUCUAUUGACGAUGAAAAUAUUACUAAUACAAAGGCAUUAAAGAAUGCAAGAUAUGUAAAUAUCUACAAGGAAAGUGAAUCUGAGAGCACAGAAAAAAAUAACGAUCAAUCUUUAAAUGAAUCAAAGUUAAUUGAUAAUAAUGUAAAUUCGUUGAAACAUAUAAAAAAUUCUAUGUUAAAAAAGUGUAAAAAAAGUGAUGUAGCCUACUUACCAUUAAAAAUAAAACGUAUACAAGGAAACAGUCAUCGAGAAAAAGCAACUAAAUUUACUAAAAGGAAAAAAAAAUAAUAAAUUGUUUUUUUACACUUUUGGGGAGAUUUUUAAAUUAACAUUUUCUAUGUCUAAUAAUGUAAAAAAGAAUGAAUCAAGUACGAGAAUUAUGUACAAAUAUUUAGUAAUAAUGAUGCAUUUCUUUCCAUACAAAUUAUUACAAUAUAUGUAUAAACAUCCUACUUAUAUUAACAAGUAAUAGUAAAUUAAAUAACAUUAUU
This is a messenger RNA of Nylanderia fulva, 1634 nucleotides long. RefSeq lists its product as uncharacterized. Gene Ontology annotation, cellular component: nucleolar ribonuclease P complex; ribonuclease MRP complex; fibrillar center. Lineage: Eukaryota; Metazoa; Arthropoda; Insecta; Hymenoptera; Formicidae. The record is from RefSeq and is a predicted model, not a curated record. Gene Ontology annotation, biological process: tRNA 5'-leader removal. Gene Ontology annotation, molecular function: ribonuclease P activity; ribonuclease P RNA binding.